Pelobates cultripes (western spadefoot toad) is the source of this 21753-nucleotide messenger RNA. Lineage: Eukaryota; Metazoa; Chordata; Amphibia; Anura; Pelobatidae. The record is from the annotation of a GenBank genome assembly.
GUGACGUCGAAUGCACCUCCCGUCAUGCCAUGCGAGGCCCUAGAGUGAAGUGGGAGGAGGGGGAUCGGAGAGACACACACAGCAUCUCCGCCAUAUUGGGACCGUGGGAGAGAUCCAGGACUGGGGAGACCGGACCAGGCAAGUGGGGACCGAGCCUGGAGCUGGAAUUAUAUACAGCUAGACUGCAGCCUGUCAGCUCCACCCACUGCCAGCCUGUCCCAGGCCCCCCACAUAGACAUAUCAAUAUAUAUACUGCCAGCCCCCCCCCCCAUAGACAUAUCAAUAUAUAUACUGCCAGCCCCCCAUAGACAUAUCAAUAUAUACUGCCAGCCCCCCAAUACACUGCCAGCCCCAGACAUAUCAAUAUAUACUGCCAGCCCCCCAUAGACAUAUCAAUAUAUACUGCCAGCCCCCCCAUAGACAUAUCUAUAUAUAUACCAGCCCAACUAGACAUAUCAAUAUAUAUACUGCCAGCCCCAUAGACAUAUCAAUAUAUACUGCAAGCCCCAUAGACCAUAUCAAUAUAUAUACUGCAGCCCCAUGACAUAUCAAUAUAUACUGCAGCCCCCAUAGCCCCCACAUAGACAUAUCAAUAUAUACUGCCAGCCCCAUAGACAUAUCUAUAUAUACUGCCAGCCCCAUAGACAUAUCAAUAUAUAUACUGCCAGCCCCCAUAGACAUAUCAAUAUAUACUGCCAUAUUAUAAGACAUAUCAAUAUAUACUGCCUUGAUACAGCCCCAUAGACAUAUCAAUAUAUACUGCCAGACCCCCCCAUAGACAUAUCUAUAUAUACUGCCAGCCCCCAUAGACAUAUCUAUAUAUGCCAACCCCCAUAGCUACUGCCAGACAUAUCAAUAUACUGUAUUACAUAGACCAAUAUAUACCACCAGACAUAGACAUAAUAUAUACUGCCAGCCCCCAAGACAUAUCAAUAUAUACAGCCCAUAGACAUAUCAAUAUAUACUGCCAGCCCCCCACACAGACAUAGGAGCAUAUCAUAUAUAUACUGCCAGCCCCUCACACAGACAUAUCAAUAUAUACUGCCACCCCCCCACAUAACGCAGACCCCCACGGAACAUAUCAAUAUAUACUGCCAGCAUAGACCCCCAUAGACAUAUCAAUAUACUGCCAUCACCCCCAUAGACAUAUCAAUAUAUGCUGCCAGCCCCCAUAGACAUAUCAAUAUAUACUGCCAGCCCCCAUGGUAUAUACAAUAUACUGCUUAUUUACAUAGACAUAUCAAUAUAUACUGCCAGCCCCCUCACACAGACAUAUCUAUAUAUUCUAGCCCCACAGAACAUAUCAAUAUGUACUGCCAUCAUCUAUAUAUACUGCAGCCCCCAUAGACAUAUCAAUAUAUACUGCCAUAUAUAGCUGCCAUAGCCCCCAUAGACAUAUCAAUAUAUACUGCCAGCCCCCAUAGACAUAUCAAUAUAUACUGCCAGCCCCCACACAGCCCCACAUAGACAUCAAUAUAUACUGCCAGCCCUCACACAGACUAUAUAUUCUGCCAGCCCCACAGAGACAUAUCAAUGUACUGCCAGCCUCCCCAUAGACAUAUAUCUAUAUAUACUGCCGAAAGCCCCCACAUAGACAUAUCAAUAUAUACUGCCAGCCCCCACAUAGACAUAUCAAUAUAUACUGCCAGCCCCCAUAGACAUAUCAAUAUAUACUGCCAGCCCUCCCCAAUAUAUAGACAUAUCAAUAUGUACUGCCAGCCCCCAUAGACAUAUCAAUAUAUACUGCCAGCCCCCAUAGAGCAUAUCAAUAUAUACUGCCAGCCCACUCCCCAUAGACUAUAUAUGUACUGCCAGCCCCCACAGACCUUAUCAAUAUAUACUGCCAUCACCCCCCCAUAGACAUAUCUAUAUAUAUUGCCAGCCCCCCACAUAGACAUAUAUAUAUAGCCAGCCCACCACAUAUACAUAUCUAUAUAUACUGCCAGCCCCACAUAGACAUAUCUAUAUAUAUUGCCAGCCCCCCACAUAGACAUAUCAAUAUAUACUGCCAUCAUCCCCACAUAGAUCAAUAGACAUAUCUAUAUAUACUGCCAGCCCCCCACAUAGACCAAUACAGACAUAUCUAUAUAUACUGCCAGCCCCCCCACAUAGACCAAUACAGACAUAUCUAUACAUACUGCCAUCACCCCCAUAGACCAAUACAUACAUAUCUAUAUAUACUGCCAUCACCCCUAUUCAGAUUCCUCCUCCAUUGCCUGAGACAUCCACAGGGCACACAGUCAGCCCUGCUGAUAUGUCAGAAGCUCCUGAUCAGACUUUAUGUGGAUGGAGCCCAUUGCCAAAUACUGCUGCAUCCAAAUCUAAUGUUAACCACCUCUCCAUCUCCUUGUAAACCCCCCCCCACCCCACCCCCAAAACCCAGUGCAGGGUCGAAGGAAUCCUGUAGUGAAACCAUAUACUCUGCCAGAAAUGGCAAUUAAACACCCUUAUUAAAAACCAAACAUGCAAUGGCUAGUGUUCAGGUCAUUUAUGUUAUGUGGAAAUCUGUCACAGCUCAUGUUAUGCUGAAGACAGACAAAAUAAAUUUAGGUGCUAGCUUUACACUUUAUAUACUGUAUAUAAUCCUUGACAUGUUCUGGUAGAGCUGCCACAGAUUGUUGUCAUUGUGUAGCGGAGAUUACACACACAACAAAUCUCACUCAGAAUGUACACAGUUGUAUAGGAGGAUCCUGUCUGGUGACUUUGCAAAGAAACACAAGCUUUGAAAUAUCUGAAAAUUGCAGAUUUGUGGCUAAAAUCGUGUAUACAUCUGUCUGAACAAUGUAUAAAGAUGUUACAUAGAAGAUUACUAGACACAGAAUAUUUUGAGACAUUAAUAAUGUUUUUAGGCUGUCAGAUGCAUACUUAGUUUUACAUUUUACAAUUAAAAAAUAAAUCUGGAACAUUAAUAUUGUAACAGUACAUUUCUAAUGUAGCAUAUUUGGUAUUAAGAAUUUGCUUAAUCGGAUUGCUCUUUUUUUUUUUUUUUCCUGUACCAAUGUAAUAAAUAAUACUAAAACAAUUGUACCAUGCAUACAUUGAAAACAGAUAUAUCCAUGGUUUGUAAUAUCCGUGCUUAAAUGCUAGGAUUUUGGUCAAAGUGUUAUAUUGCAAAUGGAAUGCAGAAGGAACAAUAGAGAAUAGCUUAUGCCUAGAUAUUAUAAUUAGUUGCAGAUAUAGUAGCAUAUUUGUGGGAUAAUAUUGAGCAGCUGCAAAAUCAGGGGGAAAAAAAUGAUGGUGCUACGCAGUAUGGAGAUGAUGUGCAGGCUGCAUUUUCUCAGCUGAUAAACUAUUUGAUUUUCAGGUCUUGCAUCUCCUAGCCUGGCAUGUCCAUUCUUGUCGUCUCACCAUCUCUCUCUCUCUCUCUCCCCAGCUCUGCACCAUCUGGGUGUAUGCCCACUGAAUGUGUUAAUCGUCCUCCCUCUGCCUGCUCCACACACAUCUUCCAUCCACCAUGGACCAGGAUUAUGAGAGGCGCCUGCUGCGACAAAUUAAUCUCCAGAAUGAGAACACCAUGCCUUGCGUAGGUGCAACUUUUGUAAUAUUGGGUUUAAUUACUUUUAAUGACUCAAGGAACCACAAUGGUAUAAAUCAGUUUUGUCAAUUAAAACUUUCAGUGUCCUGUACAAAAAUUAAGUUUCCUUUGCAUUUAGGGACAGCAGAGCUGCAUAGAGAUGCUGAUACUAAAAAAACAAAACAGAACAUUCCAUGUUGAGAUGUAGGUUUAUAGAGGGAACACACUAGCGUUACAAAUAAAAAUGUGCAUCCGUCCAUAGAAUAUAUUAGAGUACCAUGUAUGCCUUGCUGUGUCUCUUGUCAGCCUCUGUAGUAAAGUUCUGGAGAUCGGGAGUCGUUUACCAAACCUUAGUAAUGAGGCUUGCUGGUACACACAGCGCAGGGAAACAGCCUCUAUUGAGAGCUCGUCCAUUCUAUAGGUGCUAUGGGGAGCAUACUUAAUCUUUAUGUGUAGCUGUAUAUGUGUAUACCAUUUGCUUACAUUGAGGGGGAGAGGGGUGCUUGGAGUGUUUCUUUAACAUUGAGUGACAGAGACUAAUAUGAAGAUAUGUUGAUGUAGCCUGGCAUGAUAUGGCUGGCAGGUAUAGGAAACCUUCGGCACUCCAAAUGUUGUGGACUACAUCUCCCAUAAAGCUGGCAAAGGUGUAGUCCAAAACAUCUGGAUUGCCGAAGAUUGGCUAUGCCUGAAUAGCGUAUUGUUAAAUCUAGUCACCUGAAGUUACAUUUUUAUCUGGAGGCUGUUCAGUGUUAGUCUGUGUUAAAGAAGCACAAUUUAAAAAAUAAAAAUAAAAUGGAUUGUUAGACUUGAGCUUUCCAAAUUUUUUAUUUAUUUAAACAAUAAUGUCGUCACAAAACAUACCUUUGUUCCAGGAAUAGGACAGUCUCUGUGCAUCAGCUGAUUCUCUUCCAAUGAAGUCAUCAAUUAUUACGAUUUUUUUAUUUUUUUAUAUCCAAUUGGAUGCUUUUUAUAGAGAAGCAUUGAGAACACAUGGAUCAUGCAUGGCAGUUGCCACAAGCAUAGUAAAGCAUUAAAUCAAGUCCUGAGAAUCAUCAGCUGUGUUUAUACUCCUUCACAUUGUGCGUGAUGAUGCCAGAUGUUAGAAAAUCAAAGCUCUUAAAGGGAUAAUGUAGGCACUUUAAAUGCUUGAUCUCAUUUAAGUAGUUAUAGUGUCAAGAGUGCCCUGGUGCCACCUUUCCAUUCAGCAUUAAAUCGAUUUUAAUGCUAAAUUACAAUCCUUGGCAGUCCUUGCCCUCUGUGCUGUUUGGGCCAAUUGGGAAACAUUAUCCUGAAUAACAUCAGGCAGCUGUGAGUGGCUGAGAGUGCCAGCUGACUGCUUCGGCCUGUCACAGUGCCCAUUGCAGGUAUGGCAAGAAAGCACUGCUUAACCCCAAAGUUGGCUCUCCAAUGGCGUUCCUUGCUGUCCCUGUCCACGUCUUAUUUCAGAAAAUCAAUGUGAGCAAGCACAGACUGCCGCUGGACAGGAGCACCACUGAAUUUCUUAGAGCAGUACGUACAUUUUAUUUAAAUUUUUUUAGAAUAAGGAGCUACUUAUUUAUUUAGACCAUCAGCUGACCACUCUAAGCCAAUCAGCGGCAGUCUGUGCUUCCUCAAGCUGAUUUUCUGAAACCCAGAUAUGGACCACAGCAGAGAGAGCCUACUUUGGGGUUUAACCCCUAAUGGUAAAGAAGUUCCAGGGACCUCUUAGCCACGUAACUUCUUUUUGGUGAAGUUGUUUUGAUGCUCGGUGCGUUCCUUUAACACUGAAUAUAGGGAUAGUGAAAUGGUUAUAGUGCCUACAGUGUCUCUUUAUGGAGGUAGAAGAUUUAGUGGCUGACAACCUCAAGAGGAGUGUUAUUGGAUAAAUAUAAACACUACCGUUUUAUGUUGUCCAUGAAAAUGGACCACUUCUACGCAGUACCUUAAUAUGUAGUGGUUUUAGUGCUUAAUUUCCCUAUAAGAAUGUGUUUUAACAAGAAUAAAAAAGUGAAUAUUAUCUUGUCUUCAAUGAUGUCCUGAUAUACACAAAUACAAUAUAAUACUGGUGCAAGAUCAUGUAUUUAAACAUAUACAGAGUUAUUCAUUAAGAAUUAUGGAUAAUUUAAAUGGGAAUGGCAGAUUACAGGGCAAAAUAGGUAAGUUGGAGAUUUUUUGUUUAGUAUUGUUUUUUUUUUCUCUUUCAUCUGCUAUUUUUCCAGUAUGGCAUUAGUGGCCCAAGUUUGGAAUUUCCUUAUAAAUAAUUCUUUAUUACAUCUUUUUGUGAAUUAACCCUGAAAGAAAACCAGUAGUUAAUUAUUAGUGGUUGUUACAGGCAGGGUUUGAUUGGACGUACAUUAAAACAGUGUUUUAGUUAUAUUUCCCUAUUUCUUCUACUUUUAUUAUGUUGAAAUGGGUAGCGCAAAAAAAAGGCCUUGCUGAUUUUUUCAUUAAAGGUUUCUGAAUGCCUUCAUUGAGUAACUGAUAGCAGAUCUUUCAGCAGACCUAAAAGAAACAGCUGCCCCUUUAUUUUGGGAAAUUAUUUGCUCCCCCUCCCCCCUAUUCCCUCCUUUUUUGACUUUCUCCCUCCACCAGGACACAGUCACCUCCUCCCCACCCCACCCAGUUAUCAAUAGGUUAACAUUUGAGUUUCCCACCCUCCUUUGUUAAUCCAACCUGGGCUUCAUCAAGUGCUUUAUAUGCUGGGAGUCUACUGGAUAGUCAGCUUGCAGACACACAUGGUCAUAGUGUGGGAAACUUUGCAUUAGUAGAAUGAAGAGACGAGCUUGCAGGCCGUUUAGUGUCAUCCAGGACUGCAAUAUAGGGGUAACUAUUUGCGUUUACCAGCAGAUCUAAUGGAUAUGUUUGCAUUAAAUCCUCUGGUUGUGGUUAUUGUAUGAUGUUUGUUAUAGUCUAGCAACUACUUUUAGUUUAAUUUGUGAUUUUGUAGCCUUUCUAGAACGUUAUAUAUAAUGUGUAUUUUGUAAUGAUGCCAGCUUUGUGGUGUCUACUAAAGUUAGAUAUUGGUAGCAUCACCUCUGAAGUUGCAUCAUAAAAAUGAAGCCAAACAUAUUUUGUUAAACAAAACUGUUAUUCCCAACGUAACGAGAAGUUAAAAAAAAAAAAAGGUAAAACUUUUAAUGUUGUUGGUUUUUGAGAACUUUUAUAGUGUUCAGGUGAAUCAAUCACUGUCUACCAUUCUGAUUGAAAAGUCUGUGAUUGCAUGUGGGAUUGCUUUAAAUGCCUGAUUAAGGACACAUAUGUUGCCUAUUAUUCAAACUUCUUAGUUUUUGAUGGGAACACUUGUGGAAUAGAUUUUCUGUAGGGCUAGAUUGACCUCAUUGUUUUCCUGCAAAAUGCAUCUGUUUUAUCAAUUAAAUGUCAUGAGAAUUGCAUAUUUGCUGAACACUACAUAGAAGUGAUUAAUUUGAUAUAGAUAGAGAUAAAAAAAUUAUAUAUAUAUAUAUAUAUAUAUAUAUAUAUAAUUUUUUUAUUUUUUUCUUGUGUUUUAGGUAUAUACUUUAGUAGGGUAACUUAUGUAAAACCUAACAAGUUAACUAUUACUGCAUUUUAAUAUUGGCAGGGUUAUUUAACAAUGGGAGAAUUGUGAAUGCAUACAGGGUUAUUAACUUAAGUGUGAAUUUCAAGUUUUAAGAUCAAAAUAGCAGAGCCAGGGAAAUUCUCUAAGCCAACUAUGCUGCCAACUUGGCUACUUCGGCCAUACAUUUUAAAUUGCCUUUGAUUUCUCACUUUAGUGAAUUUUAAAUUUAAGGCCAAAACAAGUUCUGCUUCCAGUUUGACUAUUUUGGUCUUACAUGGGGACAUUCACUUCAAACUCCUGACAAUUCCUACUUCAGCAAAUAACUCUGUGGGUGUUUAGUGCAUAAUAGGCAUGUUUGCUUGUUAGUCUUCACACUGAGUACAAUAAACACUAUAUUUCCUUAUGCUGAUUACAUAUAGUUGCUCUUUACCCCUUUUGCAGGUAGCUGAGAUUAGACGAACACUUACCCCAUCAAACUCUCCAAUAUCUUCUCCAAGUAAACAUGGAGAUAGAUUUAUACCAUCCAGAGCUGGCGCCAACUGGAGUAUCAAUUUCCAUCGGAUAAAUGUAAGUAACGCUUAAGGAGAGCUGUUUGGAAGGUUGCUGGGUAUGAUUGAGCUUUGUGUAAUAAUCCAAAGUUUCUAAAAUGCUCUGUGUGUGUGUGUAUAUUUAAGGGACAAUAGAAAGUUGUGGUUUUGGGUUUUUGGCAGGGGGGUUCCCCUCCCCCAUGGUUGCACAAAACAUUUUUUUAUUAAUCUGUAUAUUGCUCUGUGACAUAAUCGGAGGGAUGGAGUCUAGUACUUCUCUACACACCCUACUGUGAUGCAGCACCACAACUUGUCUAGCAGGCUUCCAUCAAAUGAUUAAUUCUGCCACCAUUCUGAUUGCGUUGGAAGUGAAUAUUCACUGCAUGAGCUGUCUGUUCCUAGGGUGUACAUCAGUGAAACAUUGCCCUGAAUUGCUCCUUUAUCAAUGAAGAAAUAAUCAUUUGGACAUCAUACUCUGUCUGUACUUGUAUCUACAAUCUCAAUGUUCCUCCUGUAAUAUGCAGGGGGGGGACAACCAAAACAACAUGCAUAAAUGUUAUUAAGGGCUACCCAUACAUCCAAGAUGGUGAUUUCUUGAACAAAUUAGAAGGUGCUUAAAGGGACACUGUAUAGUCACCCAGACCACUUCAGCUCAAUGAAGUGGUCUGGGUGCCAGGUCCCUCAGGUUUUAACCCUUCAGAUGCAAACAUAGCAGUUUCAGAGAAACUGCUGUGUUUACAUUUGGGGAUUAAGCCAGCCUCUAGUGGCUGUCUUCCUUACAAACACUAUAGGCGCAUCUGAGACACUGGAGGCAUAUUAUGCCUCCAUCGUGCAGAGCGAAUGGUUUCCUAUGGACACUUUGAAUGCGCGCACGGCACUUGCCGCACAUUCGGCUCCGCUGACGUCAGUGGAUGAGGAGAGGUCACCAGCGCCGAGGGAGCCCGGCGCUGGAUUAAGGUAAGCUGCUGAAUGGGUUUUAACCCCUUCAGUGCCACGGGAGGGGGAACCGCUUUGUUUUUCUGACACUAUAGCGAUCCUUUUAGAUUAAAUGUCCACGUAGAAAUCUUACUGCCAAGUCUGUCCCCUGAAAGGAACUGGUAAACUUGUUUUAACAAAAGUGUGUACUUGUUCCUAUUUUGUGUCUUGAGUGUUUUGAAUUUAAUUUUAAAUGGAUACUUAAAGGGACACUAUAGGCACUCAGACCACUUCAACUCAAUCAAGUGCUCUGGGUGCAAUGUUUCCCUAGCCUCUGGUAGCUGUCACUCUGAUCACUACUAGAGACACUUCCAACAAAAUCGAGUAAAACUUGUUUUUAUUUAAAUCAGAUGGUCUCAUGACGACCAUCUUAUUCGAGUAGCCUUGAAUGCUUUCCUAUCAGAAAGCAUGGGAUUGACUGAGCUCAUCAAUAUUGGAGUGUUUCUUGUCACAUGUCUGAAGCAUCGAGCAGACGGUUUUAUUUGCAUUUACUUAUAGAUAUAACUGCUGUUGCGUCUGUAGCUGCAUAUCUCAUAAAAACUGCUGAGCAGGGAUUUAUGUGAUCUGAUCAUCUCUUACUGAAAUCUCUGGGGUGGGUAGACUUGGCUACAGAUGUUAAAGGGACACUAGGCUUUAAAACAACUUUGGCUUAAUGAAGGUGUUUUGGUGUAUAGAUCAUUCCUCUGAAGUUUCACUGCUCAAUUCUGUCACUUAGGUGUUAAAUCACACGUUCCCUGGCUGUGACUGAUACCGCCUGCAUUUAAAAAAAGGUUUAUUUUUCAAUCAAAUGUAAACUGGCUUUAGGAGUGGUGUGGGUUUUUAUUAUAUGAAUGUGGAGCUGCUUAUUCCUCAGCUUGCCACUCUAGCCAAUUGGCUGCGCCCCUGCCUGGAGGACCUGGAGAUCAGCGGUUUAAUCCUUUUAAAGGGACACUAUGGUCCCAGGAACAACUAUAGCUUCAUGUUAUUGUUCUUGUGUCUAUAGCCUGUCCCUGUAAGCUUUUUGCUGUAAACACAGCCUUUUCUCUGAAAGGGCAAUGUUUACAUUAGUGAGUGACUAGGGACACCUCCAGUGGCAGUCAGGACGUGGAGAUGCUGAACUUUCUUCAUAGAGAUGCGUUGGUUCAAGUUUUUUAUUCUUUAUUUUUAAGAGCAUAGGAGAUAUACAUCACAGGUGUGCUUUUGGUAAGGGCGACCUGUCACAGAUUAACCCCUUAACACCGGAGGGCGUACUAUUACGCCCUAUUUUAAGCGACUCUAAGCGCCGCCGGGCAUAAUAGUACGCCCUCUGUUUAUUGAUUUUUAUUUAUUUGGUUUUUUUUUUCUUACCCGAGAGCCCCCCCUGCGGCACAUCCGACCUCCUGCAGUGAGGUCACAAGCAUGUUUUCCUGGCACUGUAGUGGUCCUUUAAAUUGUUUCAUAGCUAAAUAUUUGAUAUUUAAUGAAAGCCCUGUUUCCCCUGAAUAAAAUUGUGUAUAUAAUAAGUGUGGGUGCAUUUAAUAUGAAAGAGGUGAACUACGGUUGGACAGACAUGUAGCGCAAAUGUUUUGUUCACAACGUGUACAUUUGGCUCAGUCCUUAAGGGGUUAAAUAAACCAUCAAAGUAUGGCAUAUUCAAUAGUACAUAAUACAGUGGUAUGCUUGAUACAAGCCAUGAUUAUAAUGUUAAGGGCGGGACAGGAAUACAUUUGUGUUCCUUUAAGGUAAGCUUUCACCUGAGGGCCUCCUGGCACCAUAACAACUUAAUUUAGACACUUUUUAUGGGGACAGGAUUGUUUCCUUUAAUACAGUGGGAUGAAAUCCUAUAGUUACUACGUUUCGGUCUGCUUAUUGUAGGAGUGUUCUGAGCACAGCUAAGCCUGGCAUUCUCUGGGUUAGCUGCAUUAAAGGACCACUAUAGUGCCAGGAAAACAUACUCGUUUUCCUGGCACUAUAGUGCCCUGAGGGUGCCCCCACCCUCAGGGUCCCCCUCCCGCCCGGCUCUGGAAGGGGGAAAGGUGUUUAAACUUACCUUUUUCCAGCGCUGGGCAGGGAGCUCUCGGCCUCCUCCGAUCCUCCUCCUGGGCUGAAUGCGCGGCAAGCGCUGCGCGCGCUUUCAGCCGGUCGCAUAGGAAAGCAUUAUCAAUGCUUUCCUAUGGACGCUGGCGUGCUCUCACUGUGAAAAUCACAGUGAGAAGCAUGCAAGCGCCUCUAGUGGCUGUCAAUGAGACAGCCACUAGAGGCUUUGGGGGAAGGCUUAACCCAUUAAUAAACAUAGCAGUUCCACCGCAAUUGUGGGCCUGCGCGCCCGGUUGGCCGAUAUAAAAAAGUUAUGCACAUGUUGUAUUUUGGUUAUUGUGCCCUAAAGGCUUACGGAGACCUGCGAGUCUCAAUGUGACUAAUGCUCGACAAUAUAAACCGAAAUAAAAACAUAUUUAGUCUGGGUGCCUAGAGUGGUCCUUUUAAACAGAUUUGCAGAGGCUGUGUUGAAAUAAAUAUACAGUUUAGAAUGUUUUUGUACAAAGUUGUUUUAACCCUGGCCAACACUCCUUGCUUAAAGGUGACCUGUCACUAUGUAUAUUUUUGCACAAUCUAAUAGACAAGUUGUUUUUGUAUUUAUUUUUUAUUUUGGCAUGUCUAGUUUACCAGACCUAGCUAGGGAAUACCACUUAAACUCUUCAAGUGUCUAUGCAUGGGUACAUCAACAUUUACAGCGCUAUGAAAUGUCUUUUGAGUAUGUACCCUGUCCUUGUGCAGCAUGGGGUAACCGUUUCGCCAUGAACACGGAAUUGAUAGAGGCAAGUAUUUUUACUUGUUUCCUUUGCCCCACUAAACACUACUGAAUUGGGACAUGGAAAAGUCUACCAAAGAGCUGACCGUUGACUUUUAAUAUGUUGAGUUUUUUUUCUCAUAAGAGUACCUUGGUAAGUUUCCAUAGGAAAUCGUUGAAAUACAUGUCUUUGCUCGGGAUGUUGUUUCUGCACAUGCUGUCUGCUACUCCUGGCAUUAGCAGACUAAUCGUUGGUGCUGAAUGUGCUCAAUUUUGUCUCUUUGCAUAAUGCGUUAAAAACCAUUGUGUAGUGUUAAAAUAACUCUUUAGGUGUGUCUCCUUCUCCCUGUGCAGUAGAGUAUUUAAACUCUCCCCCAUAGCCAGUCAUGAUGUUAACUAAGCGUUCUAAAGCACUUUUUAUGUGCAUUGCACUUUGUUGUUUCUCCUACAAAGUCAAUGCACAUAAGUCAAUAUCUGAAUGACUAUUCACAGGAAGCAUUCAUGACACAAAGUACAGAAAAAAGGGUAACCCUGCAGAUUGGAAAAGGAUACGGUCAGAAAAGAUUUGUUUAUGGUGCAAAGAAUGUUAGAGGAACUGCGGUAUUAACGGGGUGUUUUGGGGUUUUAUUCCCUGUGGGGCAGAACAUUUGUAAGUGAAUGCAUGGUUACCUUGUGGUUAUCCUCUAAAUUUUUAAAGGGAGAAAAAAUCAAAUGUGCUGUUACAUGGGAAGGGGAAAUUUUUUUUUCUUUCAGUAGAGAUCACUACUGUAGAGCAGGUCAUUUUGCAUGGUAAAUAAGAAUUUAUUAAAAUAUACGGAGGCUCUCUUCCCAAAGAAAGGUAUUAAGUAAAACGAUAGAAUAUAUAACUAAUCUAUAUGGAUUCUGGAGGGGAGGGAGGUCACAGGGAGCACAUAUAAGAUUGCAAGAGAUAUUUAUGAUGACUAAAGUACCAUGGCCUGAAUUACAGAAACCCUAACACAACCACACAAGGCGGGUACAUGUGUGAAAUACAAAAAGGAAAACAUUUAAAUGUAUUUUCUCCCCCCAUCCUGUAGGAAAAUGAAAAGUCUCCUAGUCAGAACCGAAAAGCCAAAGAUGCUACUUCAGAUAGUGGAAAAGGUAUGUUACUCAAAUGUGUAAGCUUGUUUACGUUCUAAUAUUUUGAAUCGAAGAUUUUACCAUUUUGUUACUAUUUCAUUCAAUAAAACUGUUCAGUGGUGUCCAUAGAUUAAAACUGCAGAACGCAGUGUGCACUUUCCUCCACAUGGGGGCGCAGAGUACCUGGAAUUUUUAUUGAAUUGAAAACCAAGUAAAGUGAACCUUUCAUUCACAAUAUGUACAUAUAAGUGUAAUGGUGUCUGGAAACUGAAAGAGCUGCAUUUUCAUGUGACCACCCUUAUCAAUAUGAGUGAGGGGAAGCCAGAUCUCACAGACGCAGUGCAGCUGUUCCAAACCUCCGUGUUUUUUUUUUUUUUGUGUGUCUUUACAUCUGUACCAAUAAGUAUAGGAUUCGAGUUCUUUCUUAUAACUCCUGUGGUUCCCUUGAUCUGCAUACUGAUCACGUUGUGAUCCAUUUCCUUCUCCCAGAUGGAUUGGCAUAUUCUGCACUUCUUAAGAAUGAGUUGUUGGGUGCUGGGAUAGAAAAGGUGCAAGACCCCCAGACAGAGGAUCGUCGUCUUCAGCCUUCCACACCAGAGAAAAAGAGCUUGUUUACGGUAAUUCUUUAGUGUUUCUGGUUUUAAAAGGGAUAGUAUUGGGGGGGGGGGGAUUUUCAAACGAAAAGUUUCCGUUAAGUCUUCACGUAACAUUACAUGCUGUGGUACUUUAUGGUGUCGUCCCUUUUGUGCAUCUGACCGUUUCUGGGAGUUUAUACCAAAACAAUGGUUUACCAAGGCACCCCGGCCACCUGCUCAUCUGUCACAAAUACAAAAGUUCCACUUCCACACAAGAAUGGUCUUUUAUCCAUAUUUUUAAAACCAUCUUUUGACCUUUCAGCUGACAUUGAGAAUGCCCAGCAGUAAAGCAUUCUCAAUAGAUGAGAAGACCAGGUUACCUCUACCCAUGAAGUGAGGUCACCAGGUUCAAAUAUACACCAGAACAAAAAGGGAUGAGGGAGGUGGAUAAUUUUAAAUGGUUAUAAAAGUUAAUGAAGUAUAUUAUUUAAUUUUUUUUUUUUCCACAUCAUAGUAUUCUCUAAGUUCAAAGCGAUCGAGCCCAGAUGAUGGUAAUGAAGUAUCUCCAUAUUCCCUGUCACCAGUGAGUAACAAAAGGUAAAUAUGGAGUGUGUUUUCAGUAUUCUUCCAAUGCCAUGAUUACCAGUUUCCGCCACUAACCUGAAUCAUCUCUUGCCUUUUUAGUCAGAAACUUCUACGUUCUCCACGAAAGCCUACACGCAAAAUUUCCAAGAUACCUUUUAAAGUUCUGGAUGCACCUGAAUUGCAAGAUGACUUUUACCUUAACUUGGUGGACUGGUCAUCUCUUAAUGUGUUGAGUGUUGGCCUAGGAACCUGUGUAUAUUUGUGGAGUGCAUGUACCAGCCAGGUGAGUAAGCUUGUUUGGAAGCAUUACCUCUAAGUGCAUGCGUAACACUUGUGAGAGAAGUUCUGUGUCUUGUUGCUCCAUGAUCCAGGGAUUCAUUAUCGUACACUCAAAAAUUAAAUCUAUAUGUAUCUUCUGUUUCUCUAGGUGACCAGGCUCUGUGACCUCUCUGUAGAAGGUGAUUCUGUUACCUCGGUGGGGUGGUCUGAGAGGGUAAGUGAGAGCAAUGCAUAGCUUUUGGUAUUUUUGCUUAAAUGUACAGUCAGGGCCAAUGUGCAGUGACCACUAACCUGUACUGAGAAGUGUAGAUCCACUUUCACUGUGCAAUUUGCAUACAGUGCAUCUGUUCAAAAAUACAUUUUAACAAAACCUUUUAGAGGGAGUAACAAUUCUUGGUUUUUGCUAAACAUUGUCUGCCGCUAUAUAAAUUAGUUAUUUUUUUGUGUGUGUAAGGAACACUAGCGUUUGGAAUACAAACUAUAUUCCAAACAUUUUGGUGCCCUGGUCACACAUGCACCUUGUCUGUGGCUUUUCCAGGAUCAAUGAUCCCAGCCUUCGCAUUGGAAUGCCAAUAUGCAUGCACAACAAACUGCCAUGCUGUGCCAAUUAGAUGCUCUCUCUGAAACACUUCACUGUGUUAACCCUGCAAAGAAAAUAUUGCUGUUCCUGGGUGCUUAUAGUGUUCCGUUAAAGGGACACACUAGGCAUCAAAACAACUGUCUUAAUAAAGCCGUUUUGGUGUAUAGAUCCUUACCUUGCAAUCUGUCAUCCAGUUAGGUGUUAAAUUACUCUUGUUUAUGCAGCCCUAGCCACACCUGCCCUGGCUGUGUCUUGCGCAGCCUGCACAAAGAGAAAAUAAUUUCAUUUUCAAUCAGACCAAUUGCUUUAGAAGUUUGUAUCCUGCUCUGUAAAUUGAACUUUAAUCACACACCCUGAAAACUUCUACAGUAUCUAGAAGGCUAUUAACUGUGGAGGAGAUGAGAAAUUCUAAAUUAAACAGACUGUUAUAAAGGAAGUUUUAACAUAAGAUGUUUAGGAAGGCUGUGCAAGUGACAUGCAGCGAGGUGUGACUAGGGCCGUGUAAACCAUGAUUUGACAUCUAAAUGGCAGAUAACUGACUGCAGGAGCAUGAUCUGUACAUCAAAACUGCUUCAUUAAACGUUGUUAUGGUGCCUAUACUGUCCCUUUAAUCUAAAUUUUACCAUUUGAUUUCCAAAUUGUAACUGUAGCCAAGUUAGUAAUUUUGCAACAUUUCACAAUUUGGUUUUCAGUUCACUGCAUUUUAGUGUGUUUGGUUUUUUUUUUUUUGGUUUUUUUUAAUGACGGCAACCAUAUUCACUUUACAUUAAUGACUAGAUGCAACCCAAAUAGCUAAAGAAAUAAUGCCCACUUAGCAUGGCUUUAUGGGAAGGUCUCCCAUGUCCCCAAAGCAAAUGGUAAUAUACAUACAGAUCAGACAUUUUCAAAAACAAAACAUAUUGCGCUAGAAACGCCCUCCCCUCCAGCUAGAUAUUGAGAUGUUCCUUGCUAAUUGGGGAAACAAAGACAAAGUAGAAUCGGAUGGGGUUCCCAGGACUUCAGCACCAAUCUGUUUGUAUCAGUUAUUUAACAUUAGAAUAGCUGCAUAAUCCUUUUGUGUUCAGCAGUUGAUGGUUCUGCGAGUUUUCUAGUUUAGUUUAGCCUUCUGGGAAACUGGCUGCUGUGAGUUUGCAUAACUGUAGCUGACAAAUCACAUUUGAGAUGGCUGCUUUAUCAGUUUCCCUUCUGUCAUUAGGUUUCCUGGAAAAACCCACAGGAUUUAGUGCAUCUCCACCAUUCUCCUGUGGGUUGGCCCGAGUUUGUGCUUAAUAUGCAGUUUCAUGACAAUAGAACCUAGCUUUGUGUGUGGAAUUGGACUGAUCCAUGGAAUAAAGAAUCUCUCUCUGCUGGCAGCAACAUCUGUAAACAAACGUAGUAUAUGAGCAGGCAUGGAUGUUUCUUAAAUACGGUAUCCUUUCGGCUGGGUCUUAGGAGCCACAGCAACUUGUCUAGUGCUUAACCUAAUCAAGAAUGGUACAAAAAAUAGACUGGUUGAACUACCGUCACAUCUAAUCGGAUAAAUUCACAGUGUAUCUAAACCAGGGGUUUUAGAUACUUUGUAAAACUCUACAGCUACCAGCUGGCUAUAGAAAGGCUUGUUGGAGAAGUAAACGUUGCCCACCUAAGUAGUUCUCUGGAACAUUUAAAAUGUUAAAUGCACAUGCCAUGGUGGUCAAAAAUCAGUUAGAUGUCUGUCACGGAGGCUCGAAAGUUCUUGUUGGAAGCCUUUUUUAGGUUUUUACAAACCCUACCAUCUCUUUUCCUGCCUAGCCUGUGUAUCUGGCUGAUAUUUGGUCAUAUUUUGACACCGCAGAACACCUGAUGUUAAAGUGUCUGUCACCUCAAACCUGCCUUUCUCCUAUGUUUUUCCUCUUUCAGAAUCUGUUCUUUUCUUACUUUCUGAUCCAUUUCUCUUUAAAACCUUAGACAAAGGAGGGAUACGAUGUCUUCUGUUUUCCUACUUACAUAAGCAGUCCCUACUUUCUAUUGUUUUAAAGAGAAAUAGAUCAGAUAUUGAAAGUAGAGAUAUAUAUAUUACACACACACACACACACGGUAAGUUUAAGGUGACAAAGCUGCUUUUAUUUCACUUUGGUUUGUUUAUCUCGAUUCUAAUGGUACAGUGACCUCCAAUUUUCAUUGUCUCCAAGAACACCAUAGAUGCUCAGUUUUUCCAUUAAUAUUUUUUUUUUUUUUAUGUUCUCAAAGAAAUAUCAAAACCCAAACCUUACAAUACGAUGCUUACAUUUUAGCUUUACCCAGUUAUAUAUUUAAAAUCAUUACUGGGAAUAAGUGGAAUAAAGCCAUGUCUGGAUUAGGAUUAAUAGAUUUUAUCCAAUAUGACCGUUGCAAAUAUUUAAAGCUAUGUCUCCAAACGAGAGAGGGUUUGUAGGUGAGUCACCUCAGCUUGGAGUAUUCCUAUAGGUAAUGUCUGAGAUUAGGAUACAUUUAUUUUGUGAAAUUGCUCAUUACCAAAGUUUCUUUGAGAGCUGGAAGAAUGGAGUCUGAUAAUGCCACCUUUAGGUCAUCCACAAAAAGACCAAAGGUGCUGAAUAUGGUGGAGAUAUAGGAUAUUUGGAUUAUUACGAAGGCUAUCACCAAGGGCUUUAAAGCUAAAUCAUAUAAUACAUGGGAAAGUGGACAGCCUUAUCCGGAGUCAUUGGAGAUGACAAAGGAAUUAAAUUUAAAAAAAAAAAAGUAUUACAGAGGAACAUUUGUAUAACAGUUUAACUGUUUAAGAAACCUGGCAGGAAUCCAGAGUUACCAAAAACUUCUCGUGUAUACCCACAACGUACUCUAUCAAAGCUUAUUCCGCGUCUAGAGAGAUGAGCAGGCAACUUUGAGAUGGAUGAGAGUGAUGGAUUACAUUAUAUUUUUUUUGCGUAUUGGUACAAAAUCCACUUGGUCAGGGUGUUUCAGGAUAGUAAUAUGUGCAUGCGUGAAUUCUUUAGGGAUUGAACAUUCCGUAAUGUUGAAAUUUAAGUGAUGCAAAGUAUGGUAAAAGAAUAGCUGAAAAUGUUUUGUAGUAAAGGCCAUACAGGCUGUCUGGCCCUUGAAGUUUAUGCGGUUUCAGUGGCGCAAGAGUGUGACCAAAUUGAGAUCUAUAGAGAAGACCAUAGGAUCCUCCGUAGACACAGCCAGUUCCUUGUAGUCAUCACGAUUGACACUUGGACUCCACCAUCAGUCUAAGAACGUCAGGUGAAGGAGAAAUACAGACGACAUUCCUACUUUGUCUCUUUAGAUCUCUUACCUGGGUUGGAGUUUAAGUGAAAUUCAAACCCUGUCAAAAUGAGUAUUUGACAAAGAUAGACAUGCGUUCCCUGAUUUUGCUGCGGGCAUAUUGGGUCCCUGUGUUUGUCUUGUGGGAGCGCCGUAAUGUGUGUCAGCGCUAAGUCUGGAAGUUGCGGAGCACGUCAGUCAUUGACCUCCCAGUGAACAGAUUCAUGAUCUUUGGGAUUUACGAUGAGGCAUUGUGCAAGAUUUUUAUAGCGUCCAUCAACUUAUUUCAACAUUAACUGGAAGCUAGUGUUGUUUCUGAUGGUUGAUUGGCUUUUCUUAGAUUUCUGCUUAAAACUGAGCAAUCCUAAAUCUGUAUUUAUCCAUCUACACAGGGAAAUUUAGUGGCUGUGGGCACGCAUAAAGGCUUUGUUCAGAUCUGGGAUGCGUCAGCUGGGAAGAAGUUGUCUACGCUAGAGGGACACACAGCUCGAGUGGGUAAGGAAUUAAGUAAAAAAUCUUGUUGUCAAUUAAAUUCUUGUUUAUUUUAAAUGUUUUGUUGUCUACCCUGCCCAUGUAAAAGGCACCCGAGAUAACCCCCAUACAAUCCUAACUGUUCUUGGAUUUCACUACUAUAGGAGCUUUGGCUUGGAAUGCUGAUCAGCUAUCUUCUGGGAGCAGAGACAGGAUGAUUCUGCAACGAGACAUCCGUACCCCACCUAUCCAGUCUGAAAGGAGGCUGCAAGGUCACAGGCAAGAAGUGUGUGGGCUGAAGUGGUCCACAGAUCAUCAACUCCUGGCUUCUGGAGGGAAUGACAACAAGGUACAAGCUUGUACCACUAAUAAAUAGUUCUUGAUCAGGUCUUUAAUUGCUUACCGUUUUGUUUCAGGGAUUGACUAAUGUAUAAACGUUUCUUGUAAUCUGCUUUAGCUCCUGGUUUGGAAUCACUCUAGCCUGAGCCCCGUCCAGCAGUAUACAGAACAUCUAGCUGCAGUGAAGGCUAUAGCAUGGUCCCCACAUCAACACGGUCUGCUUGCAUCAGGUGGGGGCACUGCUGAUCGCUGUAUCCGCUUCUGGAACACACUUACUGGCCAGCCCCUGCAGUGUAUAGAUACUGGCUCGCAGGUCUGCAACUUAGCCUGGUCUAAACAUGCCAAUGAGCUGGUGAGUGUUGGUUCACUACUGAAGAGUAUAUUCCUUACUAAUGAACUAAUAUCUAGACAUUUAAACCAUUUCUGUUUUGUCUCUCUCUCUCUCUCUCUCUCUCCUUUUAACAGGUAAGCACGCACGGUUACUCUCAGAACCAGAUCCUAGUGUGGAAGUAUCCAUCACUCACACAGGUGGCAAAGCUUACCGGACAUUCCUAUCGAGUUCUUUAUCUGGUAAGUUACUCUCCUAAAAUCUCCCUGUCUGUACAGUAUUCCUCAAGGGGAACAGUUUCUUCCCAGGAUUUAGAACACUUACUCAAGAUGUAAUUUAUUUAUUAUAUUUUUAUUUUUUUUAUAUAUACAAGGUUAAAAGAAUACUGAGCAUCUCAUGGGGAGGAGAGGGGGAGGGGAGGGAGUUAACACAAUGGUUUUUAUUCAGUGAUGUACAUUCCAGAGAAGUGAAUUUUUUUUAUAUAUAUAGAUCUAUAUAUAUCUCUGACUCCAUUGAAAUGAUUAGAUUACCUAGACUUGGAAUUCCCCUUAAGUUAGCUUUUUAAAAGUAUGGCGGGUGCAUGCCUGCACUAAUAUAGUUUGUAAAACUGCAUUCCUAAAUGGCUCCAGGCAAGCAACGUCUUUCCAGGAUUGUUUGGUAACGCUGUGUUUUAAAUCUGCUGCUGGACUUUUAACCCCUUUCCUGUAGAACGCUGUGUGCGAGAUGCUGAAAGUACUUUUGCUGCACAAAUAAGUGUUUUUUUAGCUUUAAUUUACACUUACUCUAAAUGUCAACUUCAAAGCUCACAGAAUUUUUUAUUUAACGAAACCUAGACAAAAUUAGCUUUUAGUUGCAGUAUAGGAUCAUGCAUUGGCAUUGUGGCAGGCUUUUGCAAUGAACCCCAUUUUUUGCAGAUUGUGUCCUAGCAACCCAAUGCUUGCUCUUUUGAGCUUAACCCACUUAAGAAAUCCUUCCUUCUAAAGCUCUGCAGUGCAAGGUUAAAUAGGUCCAUGGAAUUAGGCACCUGUGACAGGGAGUGGUGCAAAGCAACAGGAAUUGGUCUGGACUCUGAAAUUAUAUUUACAUAUGAAACCAAGACAUGCUCACAUUGAGGAAGCUGCAGGAGCAGCACAGAAUAAAAAGAAUAUAUAUAGAGUGUUUUGUUUUUUUUAUCUUAAGCCAAAGUUAAACUUUUCAUGCUGUAUACUCUGAAAACCAGCCACUGUAAUAGACCAAGAUAUCCACAUAGUACUAGGCAGCUCUGUACAUUCUGUAUAUGCCAAGAGCAAAUCAAUAUUAAUCUUCUGUUUCUUCCCAUAGGCCAUGUCUCCUGAUGGGGAAGCCAUUGUUACAGGAGCUGGUGAUGAAACGUUACGAUUCUGGAAUGUUUUUAGUAAAACUCGGUCAACAAAGGUUGGUUGCUUUUGUUAGAAUGGAUUUGGGUUGGUGUGUGUGGUUUUAUGGUUAACUUUAAGUGGUGGGAGAAUCCAACAUAAUGGUGUCCUUUUAGGGGAGAUUAUCUGUUUAACCCCUUAAGGACACAUGACGUGUGACAUGUCAUGAUUCCCUUUUAUUCCAUAAGUUUGGUCCUUAAGGGGUUAACUGAAAUCCUUCGUCCAAGUAUCCCUACAGUUCAAUCAAGUGCUGAAAGGAUUCUUUUUUUGGGUAUUUAAAUGGGAAUGUGUAGUUAAAAAUUGACAUUCCAACUGUAUGUGCAUAAAUAGCGAUAAAGAUGCAUAGCACAGUAAUGCACAUAUGUAUAUUCUUUAAAAUGUUGUUAAUUUUCCCUUUUUCUUCUCUCCUAGGAAUCCGUCUCUGUUCUUAACCUCUUCACGCGAAUACGAUAACUUCACUUCCUUUUUCCUCCCUGAACUGUUUCCAUUCUUGAUAACCAGCUUUCUUCCUGUUCUGGACUCAAUACAGGAGGAUUAAAGACUUUAUAGAAAAUGGAGGCAUUAAAUAAUUAAAAAAAAUAAAUAAAUAUCCGCAUAUAUAUAUUUUGGGGGGAGAGAGAGGUGGGAUGAGAAGGGACCACUCUUUACCGUGGGCUGUGGGGAGGGUUGGAUGGCUCGAUCAUGGCACAACCGCUGGUUAUAUAGCUGUUUGUAAGUGUGUGUAUAAAAAUGCUGAUGUAUCUUAUCUUUUGAUAUUUCCCCCUAGUGUGAUGUUGUGUAGCCCUCUCCAGCUGUCAAAAAAUAUCAUUCAGUCCUCCUCCUAUACAGUGACAUUGCUGUCUCUUUUAAGUGGUACUGAGGGUUACUUGUGAAACUUGCAUGCAAAAGUGGUCCCGAAGGCUCUUACCCCAAAGUACAAUUUGCAGUCUUCUAAAAAAAAGAAAUCAAACCAAAAAACAAACAUUUUACCAUUUUCUCCUAUGAUCUUCGGUUGGGGAGGGCAGUAGUGUGUGCAGAGGGGCUUAUUUUAUGAAUGUUUGAUUUGAAAGUCAGCAAUUCCUAUGUUGCUUGUUAAUAUUAGUGCAAUUUGUUUCAUUUUACAGAUAUUCUGUAUUUUUAAUGUUAAUUUAAUGCUCGAUUUCAGAUCAGUCUCUAAUGAUCGGCUCCCUGUGUUUAAAUUUGUUUUUUUUACAUUUGUGCGUUUUUUGGAGGUGGGAAGAGCAAGAUAUCCUUCAGUUUGUUCAAUGAAAGCACUUAACCUUUAGUUGAUAUGUCCACCUCUAAUUAUACAGCAUUGUAACCUCCACGUCGAGGUUUGAGCAGCAGCCAAUUGGACAGUUUGUGUGUGCUCUCAAGUUGGUUUUGUAUUAUUACCCCCAGAAUGGGGGAAAGGUCCUACUCUUUAUUCUUUGUUUUUAAAGAAGAAAAAAAAAAAAAUAAUCCCAUGCUUGGUGUUGAAAAUGUGAGUUAUUUAUUGUUUCAGUUUGUGUGUAUGUGACUGUUUGUAUAAUACCCUCUACAAAGCCCCAUUUUCAUCAUGGCUUCUGUGAGAUCUGUGGCAUUGCAUUCACUUUGAAGAGUGAAUUUAUUUUCUAUUUUUUUUUUU